AUGUUCUUGAUUAUAGGUUUCUUAUUAAUUCUGUAUGUAACUUAUCGAUUCUAUCAAUAUUUAUAUCCAUCACCAGAUAUUGAUCCCAAUGGUAAAUAUGUACUUAUCAGUGGAUGUGAUACAGGUUUUGGUCAUACAUUAGCUAUUGAACUUGAUAAAAAAGGUUUCAAUGUUUUCGCUAGUGUUUAUAAUAAAGAUAAUCAAGCUUCAUUGAAAAACAAACUUUCAUCCCGUGCCAUUGUCUUCUGUCUUGAUAUUACUCAACAAACACAAAUUGAUGCUGCAUAUAGAAUAGUGAAAGAAAAAACAAAUACAUUACACGCACUUGUAAAUAAUGCAGGAAUUGAUCAAGAUGGUUUAAUUGAUUGGAUUACACUUGAUUUUAUGAGAAAUAUGAUGGAAAUAAAUUAUUUUGGACAUGUUGCUAUGACAAAAACAUUUUUACCAUUACUUAUAGCUAAACGAGGUUCACGUAUAGUUAAUUUAUGUUCAGUAGCUGGUUUUUUAGCUGCACCAAGUAUGUCAGCUUAUUGUGCUUCAAAAUAUGCGUUCGAAUCAUUUUCUGAUUGUCUACGUCGUGAAAUGCAUCCAUGGGGAUUACAUGUAAGCAUUAUUGAACCAGGUUAUAUGCGUACACCUAUCAUCGAAGGUCAUGUACAAACAAUGCACAAGAUGUGGAAUACACUACCAAAUGAUGUUCAAGAUCGAUGGGGUAAAGAAUAUCUUAAAAAUUUAAUGGACAAACGACUCAAUAAUAUAUUCAUUCAUUUUGCUGAAAAUCCUAUUAAAGUAGUACAAGCAAUUCAACAUGCUGUUAGUAAUACAAAACCAUGUAUUCGCUAUAAACCAGGAUGGCAAUCAGGCUUAAUAUUUUUUCCACUUUCUAUUAUUCCUGCUUGGAUAACUGAUUUACUCAUGGACAAAGGACGUGGUCGAAAUGUAACACCUGCUGGUGUAUUUAAACAACUUUAG
This is a messenger RNA of Rotaria sp. Silwood1, 972 nucleotides long. The record is from the annotation of a GenBank genome assembly. NCBI's taxonomy places the organism in Eukaryota, Metazoa, Rotifera, Eurotatoria, Philodinida, Philodinidae.